This is a messenger RNA of Leguminivora glycinivorella, 1746 nucleotides long. RefSeq lists its product as uncharacterized. The transcript has a single exon. Bases 1 to 1746 code for a protein of 581 amino acids. The record is from RefSeq and is a predicted model, not a curated record. Lineage: Eukaryota; Metazoa; Arthropoda; Insecta; Lepidoptera; Tortricidae. Gene Ontology annotation, molecular function: nucleic acid binding; RNA-DNA hybrid ribonuclease activity.
AUGCUCGCGGUUCAAUAUUGGAAUCUUUCGCUUGCUCGGGUAUCAACGGAGACGGCACUUCACAACCUAGCUGUGAGGGUAGAAAGGGCACUAGAAUCGAAACAGUACGCUCUAGGCUGCUUCUUCGACGUGGAGGGGGCCUUUGACAGGGCUACCUUCCAAGCCGUUGAAGAGAGUCUGGAGAGAGAAGGAAUCCGACCGACAUUAGCGCAGUGGAUAGGCAGUAUGCUUAGGUGCAGGUCUAUAACGGCGGAGUUGGGAGGAAUAACAAAGACGAUUAGUCCCAGGAGGGGGUUCCCGCAGGGAGGCUGCUUGUCACCCUUGAUGUGGUGUCUACUUCUGGACUCUAUGGUAAGAGAACUCAACAGGGGAGGCUUGUACAUGCAGGCCUACUCUGAUGACGGAGUACUACUGGUGAGAGGUAUGGUCCUCAGUGUCAUGAGGAACAUAAUGGUAAGAGGUCUCAGACAGGUACUGGGAUGGUGCAGAGGGAGAGGACUGGAUCUCAAUCCGUCGAAAACUAAGCUGGUGUUAUUCACUAAUAAGAGGAAAAAAGAGCUGGAACCCAUAAAAAUAGAGGGCGUAGAACUAGAAAUGGUAGACGAGUUCAAAUAUCUGGGCAUUACUCUUGACAGUUCACUCAGAUACAAGACUCAUAUCAGAGAGCAGACGGCUAAGGCCAUAAGAACGCUGUACCAAUGUAAAAGGGCAGUAGGGAAGAACUGGGGACUGAAGCCGAGUAUGAUCCACUGGAUUUACAAAGCCAUUAUCACACCCAGGGUGCUAUAUGGGGCGGUGAUCUGGUGGCACAGGACCCAUAUUGGAGAAUAUCGGAAGAAUCUGACAAAAGUACAAAGACUAGCCUGCCUCAUGAUGACGGGGGCUAUGAGAACCACCCCGACACAUGCUAUGGAGGUGCUGUUAGGCUUAAAGCCCCUCUGGAUUGAGGCAGAGAAGAGAGCCAUGGAACAGUGGUACAGAAUAAAAGCAUGCAAGGAAUGGAGAGGAAGUUGCGUGGACAAGAGACACGCACUGAUACAAAGAGAGGCACUAUCGAAGCUAGAAAUGCUGAUGGUCAAUAAUGACCUCAUAAAGAGGGAGGAGAUUUUCGAUAAGAAGUAUAGGGUACAUAUAGGAGAAAGAGACAACUGGAAGGUAGAGGUCGUGCACCCAACGACUAUAUGCUUCACAGAUGGCUCUAGGAGAAGCUCUACAAAGCUAGCAGGAGCGGGAAUAGUAAUCCCGAAACUAGGAGAAAAGGUGUCGAUACCACUAGGGAGAUACACUAGCGUGUUCCAAGCAGAGAUGUGUGCCAUAGCGCGCUGUGCACGUAUAUUAAAAGAAAGCGAUAAACAAGAUGGAGCCGUGGUAAUAUACACCGACAGUCAAGCGGCACUAAAGGCUCUGAAGAGAAUAUCGGUGACCUCGUCCCUGGUGAGAGAAUGCAGGGCAGAGCUCAACUCGAUAGGCAAGCAUAGAAGUGUAACGGUUGCGUGGGUACCGGGACACCAGGGAGUCACAGGUAAUGAGAAAGCGGACGAGCUGGCAAGGGCGGGGGCGGAGACGGAAUUCUUGGGUCCGGAACCGGCUCUGCCUAUGUCAGCUGACGUCACGAAAGGAGUCAUUGAGAGGAUAAAAGAGAUGGAAGCACAAAGAGCCUGGGAAAGAGAGACCAGUUGUAGACAAACGAAGAUGAUGAUAGAAGGUAGAGACCAAAGGAGAACUAGGUAUCUUCUGAAACUAUAG